CCUCCUAGACAAGAAUCAUCCAUUAAACAUUUGAGAAGUUCAUCAUUAUUAAAUAAAAAAGCUGAUGAACUACCCGAAAUUACCAUAUCAUCAUUUAAUUCAAAUCCUCUUGUUGAACAUUCCCCUAGACGUCUAAAAAAAACUAUUCAUCGUAAAAGAUCAUCAACUCAUCAAACUCCAAAAACGGAUUUCACAAUAUCAUCACAUACCGAUGAUCUACUAUUAACAACAAAAUCAUCGUUUAAUGAUUCUUUACCAUCGACGUAUAAAAAAGAAUUAACAGUUGUAACUGUUAAUGAUAUUGAUGGUCAUUCAAGUUCAUUAGAUAGUGGUUAUGAUCGUUCGGAUUCACAAAGUAUUGUAUCCGGAUUAUCAACAGUUCAAAAUUCAUCGUCUCUUCGAUCGUCAGCACGUUUAACAAAUUCCAGUUCACUUGUACGCCAUAAAAAAAAAGUAUCAUUUGGAGAUGAAGCAAUUGCCUAUGCAUAG
Didymodactylos carnosus is the source of this 489-nucleotide messenger RNA. The record is from the annotation of a GenBank genome assembly. Lineage: Eukaryota; Metazoa; Rotifera; Eurotatoria; Philodinida; Philodinidae.